Messenger RNA from Botrytis sinoallii, 1590 nucleotides. RefSeq lists its product as uncharacterized. Gene Ontology annotation, molecular function: iron ion binding; heme binding; monooxygenase activity. The record is from RefSeq and is a predicted model, not a curated record. NCBI's taxonomy places the organism in Eukaryota, Fungi, Ascomycota, Leotiomycetes, Helotiales, Sclerotiniaceae. The transcript has 3 exons. The coding region runs from base 1 to 1590 and encodes 529 amino acids.
AUGGACGAACCAUUAAUGGCCCUGCUGUUUAGAGUGGCUGGUGCCAUAUUGGCUGUACUUGUUACUACAUUUGUAAUAAAACUAUAUCGAGUGCGAAGUUUCAUUCGAGGACUCCAGAAGCAAGGUCUUGUACGUUCUCAAAGCCCGUUUGGUGAUCAACCACCAAUCAGCUUUCCAUUUAAAAAACAUCGACUAACCGAUCUCAAGCCUAUGCCACCCCAUCAUUGGUUACUCGGACACAUACCUCUCAGUGCAAGUAUCAUUGGCAGUCUCCCUCCAUACGCCCAUGGCGUCUACGUUGGAGACCAAAUUCGCCAGAGAUAUCCCCAUCUCGACAGCGCCUUCUACCUCGAUAAUUGGCCUCUCGCUGCCCCAAUUCUCGUCGUGCUUAAGCCGGAUAUGAUGUACCAACUAACUCAGGCAAACCAAAUACCAAAAGAUAAAGGCAUUCGUGCAUUCCUGAAGCCCUUGACCGGCGAAUCUGAUUUGGUUACUUUGGAAGGCGAUACUUGGAAAUACUGGAGAGCUAUAUUCAAUCCUGGAUUUAGUGCUGGUCAUGUGUCAAGUCUGGUUCCGGGAAUGAUUGAAGAGAUCAAGAUAUUCAAAGAUCUGCUAAAGAAACAUGCAAAAAGUGGUAAAAUGAUAUUUCUCGAAGAUGCCACAGCAUUGCGAAGGCAACUGUUAUGGUGUACGACAGGCAUGAACAUUAAUCUUUUGGAAUACAUCAAUAUCUUUCGCCCUUUUGUGCAUGCAUACAACAGCUAUCGAAUGAACCGUUACUUAUCUCCAGAACUCGACAAACGCUAUCGAAGCAUCAAAGGCACUGAGGUACAGAAAAAAGAUAAAUCGAUUGUGGAUUUAGCGUUAAAAGCGUAUCUUGCGGAGAAUCCCUCAGCAACAGGCAUCGAUAAAAGUUUCCAGAAUUUCGCCAUGGCGCAAAUAAAAUUAUUCAUCUUCGCUGGCCACGACACCGCCUCUGCUGGUGCAAUCUUUACAUAUCAUCUGCUAUCCCAACAUCCAAAUGUACUGGAAAAAGUCCGGGCAGAGCACACCGAAGUACUAGGGGCCAACAUUGCGGAUGCUGAGUCUGUAAUUGCUUCCAAGCCACAACUCUUGAACCAGCUUACUUACACCAUUGCGAUCAUCAAAGAGAGUCUCCGCAUUUACCCCACUGUCGCCGCGCUUCGCGAUGGACAAUCUUAUUUCUCUUUGAUAGGGGACAAUGGCCUUCGUUUCCCCACCGAGAGAACAAUAGUCUGGGGCGAUCAUUAUGCCACACAUCAUAAUCCUGCCCACUGGCCGCGAGCCGAAGACGACGAGCUCUAUCCGCCCAAAAAUGGAUGGCGACCAUUUGAGCGCGGUCCUCGGAAUUGUAUUGGCCAGGAAGUAACCAUGACGGAAAUAAAACUCAUGCUUGCAUUGACCAUUCGAGAUUUUGAUUUCAAGGAUGCUUACGAGGAGUAUGAUGAAAUGAAGGGUAAUCCAGAGGGUUUGAAUGUAAAUGGUCAAAGAGCAUACAUGAUGCUUCGGGGAGGCGGUCAUCCGGCAGAUCAUUAUCCAUGUAAGGUAGCUUUCGUAAAGCAAAAGUAA